AUGAGUGCGGGCGACGCCGUGUGCACGGGCUGGCUCGUCAAGUCGCCCCCCGAAAGGAAGCUGCAGCGCUACGCCUGGCGCCGGCGCUGGUUCGUGCUCCGGCGGGGCCGCAUGAGUGGCAGCCCGGACAUGCUGGAGUACUACCGCAGCAAGCACGCGAGCAAGCCCAUCCGCGCCAUCGACCUGAGCGAGUGCGCCGUCUGGAGGCACGUGGGCCCUGGCUUCCUGCGCAAGGAGUUUCAGAAUAAUUUCGUAUUCAUCGUCAAGACGACUUCACGUACCUUUUAUCUGGUGGCCAAGACCGAGGUGGAGAUGCUGGUGUGGGUGUACAGCAUCAGUCAGGUCUGCAAUCUGGGCCAGCUGGAGGAGGGUGCAGCAGAUCCAACAGAGAGCUGCUCUUGCGGGCCCCCCGCCCUCCAGCCAGCGCCAGGCAGUAGCCUUCCCAGUGGCUGCGCCCCCAGCGCCUCUGGGCUGAGAGGUGACGUAAGCACGGAUUUCGUGGCCUCUGAGGACAGCAGAAGUGAGUCAGAGUUUCUGCCCCUUCCUGACUAUCUGAUUCUGUCCAACUGUGAGACUGGACCACCGCGACAGGCCAGUCUGCCCAGCAGAUGUGACAGCUGCUCGACCUCGGAGCGCUCACUGGAGCAGGUUUCAUCCGAUGAUGUCUUCGUCGACGGCCCGCCAUCUGUGGCCCCCGCUGGCUCGGGCCGCCCCUUGCGCUGUGGGAGUGGCUCCCAGAAGGUGCCUUCCCUGCGGCCACAGGCCGCCUUGACACGGAGCAGGGACAGCACUGGGCCGGCCAGGGAUCGCUGCUCUUCGCCGCUGCCAGAAACACCCUUAAAUGCCACCGUUCAGGUCGACAAGAACCAAGGUCUCCUGCCCUACGAAGCCGCAGAACGCGACCUGGCGUCCGGCACGCCGCCGCCGCGCCCCCCGAAGCCAAGCCACCUCUCCGAGCGGCGCCACAUUGGGAGGCCCGAGAGCACUGCGGCACCGAGAAGGGUCUCUCUCUCCGGCUUAGAUAACGUGAGCACCUGGAAAGCUGACGUAGAAGGCCAGUCGUUAAGGCACCGAGACAAGCGGCUUAGUUUAAACUUGCCGUGUGGCUUCUCCCCCGUGUGCCCCACGGCUCCAGUUGGGGCCGAGGACAGCUACGUGCCCAUGGGCCCCCAGGCGGCCGGCUCCAGUCUUCAAACCCCCUGCGGCCACGAUGACUACAUCCCGAUGAGCCCAGGAAGCCUCUCGAGCCCACUGCCAGAGCUGCCGGUGGACCUGGAGCCUCCCCCAGUAAACAGAGAUCUCAAGCCUCAGAGGAAACCACGGCCUCCUCCCCUGGACCUGAGAAACCUCUCCACCAUCCGGGAACACACGUGUGUAACCAGGACCUGCACCGUCCCUUGCAAUCGAACCAGAUUUCUCUCUCCAGAAAGAAACGGUAUUAAUUCUGCAAGAUUUUUUGCCAAUUCCGUUUCCAGAGAAGAGGAAGAAAGCUACAUCCACAUGGAAAAUCACAGAGCGGCACACUCACUGAGCGGCGGCGCCCUGACGUGGGCGAGGAAAUCCAGCCUGGAUUAUCUGGCUCUGGACUUCAACUCGGCAUCGCCGGCGCCUGCCCAGCAGAAGCUUCUUGUCUCGGAAGAGCACAGGGUCGACUACGUGCAGGUGGACGAGCGGAAGACCCAGGCCCUCCGGAGCACGAGGCAGGAGUGGACGGACGAGCGGCAGUCCAAAGUGUGAGGCACAGGCUGGGCCGUGAGCGGGCGGGCAAGCUCAGCGCGGGCGCGGAGCUGCUUUGCCAGAAUUGCAGCGAUGGGUGAAGCCAGUCAAGAGCCAGAGAGAAGCUGUGAUUGCCGUGAGCUUGCCAAGAAGCUUUGGGAGAGAGGAUAGAUUUGUACCCACCAAAGGGGGACAAGGGGGUAAUCUUCCAGCACCCACGCCUAUCCCUGCCCAUCCAGGCGGUGGCCUUCCCCGGCUACGCUGGCCCGCGGCCUCUGGGAUGCCUGCAGAUGUAAGACGCA
Molecule: messenger RNA, 2018 nt
Organism: Enhydra lutris kenyoni (northern sea otter)
Lineage: Eukaryota; Metazoa; Chordata; Mammalia; Carnivora; Mustelidae
Product: GRB2 associated binding protein 3
Exons: 11
Coding region: 1-1737 (578 amino acids)
Source: RefSeq, a predicted model, not a curated record